Rhipicephalus microplus (southern cattle tick) is the source of this 8929-nucleotide messenger RNA. RefSeq lists its product as uncharacterized. Gene Ontology annotation, molecular function: transcription corepressor activity. Gene Ontology annotation, cellular component: nucleus. The record is from RefSeq and is a predicted model, not a curated record. Lineage: Eukaryota; Metazoa; Arthropoda; Arachnida; Ixodida; Ixodidae.
CUUCGUUUUUCAACAUGGCGGAGAUGUUGGAAGUAAAUAGAAAUGUAUUGGCCUCCUCUUUGUAGCCGAAUCAUUGAUUCGGCGAAGAAGGCAUGACCCCGCAUCGAGGGAGUAACUGUUCGCAAUAUAAAGGGAGGGGGGUGGCUAGAAGAAGCAGCAGCGGUGGGUGAUCCCCGCAGUGGGAAGGAGGCAGCGUGGCGGGGGAAGGCCCCGAGCGGCCGUCCGGGGGCGAGAUCCGGGUUGGGCCCGGGCACCAGGCACGGCUGCCCGAACUGCGGCCCGCCUACGAGCCCCCCGGCAUGCCCCGCGAGGAGCUGCGCUGGACGCCCGGGGUUCCCGACUGCGACCUCAUGAUGUACCUCAGGGCCGCCAGGAGCAUGGCGGCAUUUGCGGGCAUGUGUGACGGGGGCUCGGCAGAGGACGGGUGUUUGGCGGCCUCACGGGAUGACACCACCAUCAACGCACUGGACCUGCUGCACGACAGCCAGUAUGACACGGGCCGUGCCCUGCAGGCUCUGGUCAAAAACCCCGUACCUCGUGGCCUCGAUAAGAAGUGGACCGACGAGGACCAGAAACGCUUUGUCAAGGGCCUGAGGCAAUAUGGCAAAAACUUCUUCAAGAUACGCAAGGAGCUCCUCUCACAUAAGGAGACGGCUGACUUGGUGGAGUUCUACUACCUGUGGAAGAAGACCCCAGGCGCGGCGACUUCCCGGCCUCACCGGAGACACCGCAGGCAGAACGUGCUUCGGCGAAACAGACCAUCAUCCCGACUGACCAAAGUGGCGCAGAAUGAAUUCGCUGAUGCGAGUUCAGCAAGCGAAGAAGAGGAGUCUGCUGAUGAUUCUGAUUCCCGGGAAGUGCCAGCCUACAUGUGCCAGAGCUGCCUUGCUACCAGUUCAAAGGAGUGGUUCCAGACGGGCAAGGAGGGUUCGGUGCUCUGCUGGGACUGCUGCCAGCAGAAGAAGGGCACCGAAGCGGUGAGACCCCUCUCGUCCAACGAGGGGGACGGUGCCUCGCCGUUCCUCUUCAAGCCUGUCGACGGGGACGCGCUCAAUGGCAAGCAUGUCAUGCGUACCCGACGGAACAAAGAGGAUGACGGCGAUUUCCACUUCCGAAAGACGGGGCGGGGUUGGCUUACUAAUAAAAACCAGAACCAUACGAAAGGCCGGAGUAAACAUGGCAGCAACAACAUUGGAGGUGAUGCAGCAAGCCCAGAAAACAUGGAUGGAGCGCUCACUGCCAACAACCGCGCAACGCUCGGAGGGCGCAAGUCGCCCGCUGCCAGCACCGCUGACAAGGACAAGAAAAAGAAGACGAAUCCCGACACUCCUACAAAAGGCAAGAAAAGAGGUCGCGACGACACUGCCCCUGCAUCCAAUGCGCUCCCCACGACACCGACAACUCCCAAUGCUUCUCCGACUGAGGACUCCACAGAAGCGACAGCGGCCACCACCGCCAUCGUCGUGACUGCGCCAUCGCCGGUCAACGAGGAAGAGGACAAGGUGACCUCGGCAUCCAAGAAGAAGAAGAGUGAGGCAGCCGAGAGCCCCGUGGACUCGCCGGGGGGAGCCGAGGGCCUGUCAAGCCGGAGCAGCAGUGUCGGUGGCGGUGCUGCCUCCAACGAAGAGAAUGCCCAGGAUGAACCUGAGGGGACGUCAGUCAGCCCUCCCAGCGUGUCGCCGUCUCCAACUGUGGCCCCAACUCCGGCGGUAGUGCCGCCAGCGACGAGCAUUGCCGAAGAGCCUUCGCAGGCUGCAUCAAUGCCACCUCAGCUACCAUCACCAGUGGAAGAAGAGCGACCAAGCUCUCAACAGCCGGAACCUAGCCCUGUUGCAAAUGAUGGGCCACCAAAGGAAGCACGGUGUAGUCCAGCAGUGGUGGAAGAUGCGCCCGUGGCUCUUCCCAUUUCACGGCCUCCAUGUCCCUCGCCCGUCUCUCUGGUGGUGCCCAGCAUGCCGAGCCAAGUGGCACACCUGGAGCGCUCUCCACAGUUGCUCCCGCCACGCAUGUCACCACCCGUGCCACCACCUGCACAUCAGCUUCUCGGCCGAGGGGUGCCCACACCUCCGACACGAAAUCUGACGCCAUCGCCCAAGUUGAUGAUGUCCGAGGACAAGUUUGACCAACUGCUUCCUCAGGCACCGCCCACCCUCUCUCUGCCAGACCCAAGAGAGAAAUCACCGGCAGCACCUGCUGAUGCUAUGCCAUUGUCUCUGAUCAAGAUGGAAGUGGAAGAGUCCAAGCCACUUCGACUGGUGUCGUCCCCGUCAUCACGUGGCCGGCCGACUCCUCCACUUCCAAUGCCAGGAGGCAUAAACCCGUCUCUAGCGGCCCUGUCGGCCAUGCCACCGCCGCCUGUGGAGCCUCUGCUACCAUCAGGCAUGAUGCCCCCCACGGUUAAGAGCCACCUGGUGCGCAUAAAAGAAGAAAUGAGCGGACCACCCACAUUGCUCAUGGAAGGACCACCCAGGGGUUUGCCCCCUAAUAGUGGCAAUCGUAUCUCUCCGCUUCCACCGGAGGCCACACAGUCAUUGGCUGCCACCGGUCCACCACUGGGGAUGCCCAGAGGCCUGUCUCCUCUGGCGUCCCUUCCCCCCUCGUCCUCCUCGUGCUUGCCAGCAUCUUCUCUGGCGGCCGCUGGCGCCUCGGCUCCCCCUCGGUCCUCGCCGUCUUCCGUGGUGUCCGGAGCCCCCGUGGAAUACCCGGGACCACCCCCGCACCACGUCAAAACUGAGCCCCCGCCUUCUCCUCCGAAAGAGCGUCUGAGCGCGCCUUCCCCUCCUCACCACAUGCCCUCCUUUUCUCAUUCCUCCUCACCGGCCCACGUCAAGUCGGCGCCCUGCUCUCUUUCCGUGCCGACCCCUCCAACGUCCACCCCCACCUCUUCGGCUCCUAGCCACCACUACCCCUUCUCGCCCCCUCUGUUUGCCACCUCCUCUGUGGCGGUGUCCACGGCCGCCUCCCCUCUGGGCGGUGGCUACCCGAGUCCGCUGGUGACUGCUGGUCGACAGCCGCUGGGAGCGCCUCCGCCCGGUGCACCUCAACAGAUGCAUCCGGGAUUCCCGUACCCCGCCUACUUCAGCCCCCAGCUCUACUCUCCACACCUUCACUUUCCUCAGACGCAUCCUCAGUUUGCCCCUCCACCCCCUGCACCCCCGCCGCCAGCGCAUCAGGCGACGGCGCCGCAGCACCAUUCAAAAACGCCCCCUUCGCGCGCCCCCGUAUCCAUGCCGCUCCCUCCUCAGCUUCCGCUGGACGGCGGAGGCGGGGGAAGCGGGCAUCGGGUGGCCCCACCUUCCCACCACGGGGGCUCCGGCGGCCACCACAGUGGCGGGCUGUCGUCGCAUCACGGCGGCGGCAGCUCCCACCAUGGUGGCCCCCCAGUCCACCAUAUUGUGCCCGAAGAGGAGGAGGAAGAGCCCGAGGCCCAGCAGCUGGUGAGGGGACCCAGCCCCGAGCCCAAGGUUGAAGACAGCGAAUGCCACCGCAGCCAGUCCGCCAUCUUUCUGCGGCACUGGAGUCGAGGAGAAUUCAACUCUUGCGCUCGCACGGACUUGACCUUCAAGCCCGUUCCUGAUUCGAAGCUGGCGAGAAAAAGGGAGGAGAGGGCACGCAAGGCAGCCGAGAAGGAAAGGGAAGAAGCCAAGCAACGGCUCAGCUCCUUGGAACACAGGAGUGGGGCGUCCGAGAGCAAAGCGGGCCCCAGCGGCCACCCAUGCGACUUCCCCCCUGGUGCGAAUCCCUAUAGGACAGCACCUCAGCGCGGUGCAGCAACCAACCCAUACGCGGCAGCGGCAGCUGCGGCUGCCGCCGCGGCAGACACCCCUGCGUUGCGGCAGCUGAGUGAAUACGCCCGGCCGCAUGCGGGCUUCUCACCCAGUGGGUACCCCUCGGCUAGGGCCCAUCCAGCAGCCGCUGCAGCAGCAGCGGCCGCUGCUGCCAUGGACCCCAUGAUGCUACACUACCAACUGGGCAUGUAUGCUGCAGCAGCUGCUGCCUCGAGAGAGAACAGUCUGCGUCUGGACCUGGAGUUGGAGAAACGCGAGCUGCAGGACAAGCUAAAGGCCGAGCUGGAGCUCAAGUCACGGCUCCCCCAGGCAUACGACCCGCACUGGCUGGAGCUGCAGCGGAGGUAUGCGGCUGCGGCGGGGCUGGGAGCGGCCGGGGGUGCACUGGGGGCCGCUGCGGCGGGCAUGUCCCCCUUUGCACUCUACGGGGACCAGAGAGACCGGCUGGGUUUACCCCCAGACGACCGGCUCCACCCGGCCGCUGACCGCCUCGCCCUCGCUGCCGCCGAUCCCCUGCUGAGGUUGCAGAUGGCAGCAGCUGUGGCCAUGGCGAUGCCCCCCGGUGGGGAGCCCCCUCCCUCGGCCGGGCCGUACGGAACCGGGUACCCGCCCGGUGGUCCAGGUGCAGCACCCCCAGGGAGUGCUGGUGGCCCUCCUCGAGGUGCGCCGCACGGACCACCGCCGGGUGGCCCACGGCCACAAGACCUGAUGCACCCUGCUGCUGCUGCUGCGCUUAUGCGUUCUUCCUACGAGGAGCAGCUUGCACAUCAGAUCAAUGCAGCCCAAGUGGCGGCCGCCCAGCAGCAACAGCAGCAAGAGCAGCUGCAGCGGCAGUUCCUGCUCGAGCGUGAGCGGCUUGCCCACCUGAGCGCCCUGGGCGCAGCUCAUGCAGCCUCGGCCCACCAGGCACAGGCUGCACAGCUGCUGCCCCAGCAUGAGGAGUUCCUACGGUGGCGCCCCACAGUCCCAAGGCAAGACUUGUCCAGUGACUGUAGCGCCACGGCUCGUCGCUGCAGCCAACAGCAGCAGCGGGAGCGGGAGCUGAAGCUCAGGACGCUGGAGGAGGCUGCCCGCGGUGGCCGGCCGCCUAUCAACUGAGCGGCCGGAGCAGCAGAUGCCGUCGUCGACCGUGCGGCCACCGCCGCCCACCCUUCUUGGCAACAGUUCCCAAGUAGCCUGUCCCCUUCCCGUGGUGGUGCUCUCCAUCGUCGCUGAGGCCGGCAGCUUGGAACGUGCAAUCGCCGUCGACGAGACGGCUGUCCCCUGGCCGGUCUUUCCACCCCACCCCGUACCUCUUUGUCAGCUCCUUUGACCUCCACCAACACAAUCAGGCUUUAUGUGCCAGCCAAAGCUCGAGAAAUGGGGGGCAAAGGUGUGGCCUUGGUGAAGUUUGGUAUCCCCUUGUGGCAAACCACACACGUUAACUAACUAGGUGGAGGGCACAAGAAGCUGUCAGACAAGUGCUGAGCUCCCAUCUUCAAGUUUAUCUUAUGAACUGAGCCACUAGUGUUCCUGGUUAUGCAGGCACACCCUUCUGGGUUAUGCGUUUACUUCUAUGGGAGUUUCAACUGUAAGAGAGGUUACUUGGAGUGCUUGGUAAUCGCCUUUUUGAUCAAGUGUGCGUCAAGCUCUUCACGUGCUGUGGUAGCACAAUUGAUGCCAUGGCAUUCAAGUGGUCAAAAUUUCUGGAGCCCUCCACUACGGUGUGUCUCAUAAUCAUAUCGUGGUUUUUGGACGUAAAAUUGAAGAUAUUAUUGGUUGGCCAUGGCAUAAUGCUGCCAAGUUCAAGCCCAUAGACUGAAAAAAUGUAAUCGGAGGUAUUUUUUAUUGUACGAAAAGGCCGAUGACCACCGUAUCGGUGUGGCUCUUGUCCCUUUGUCUGCUUCCAUUGAGGGUACAACAGUUCCUGUUGGAGCCACUUGUGGCUGUCUUUACGCUUUGCCUCCUCCUUUAAUCUUGGGACACCUAUGUGUGCUAGACAAUACGUGAGUUGUUGGGUGUGUUGAGAUCAUCUGAAGGAGGCAUGGGUUUAAGACAGCCAUAAGUGAAAGCAAGCAAACUGCAUUAUUGAACUGCUUCAUGUCAGCAGUACCUCGACAAAAAUUCGACUGAGUGAAUCGCUUUACAGAAGUUUGUCGCAAACUUAGCAGUGCAUUCGUAACUCGCAGGCCCACAGUUGCGAUAUAGAUCUUUCUUGCGUGUACCCGGUGAUUCGUUUUAGAUAACAUGUUGUCGGCCUCAAAAGGCAGGACUUGCGCUGCCAAUGAUUGCCAUUAUGAUUUUAUCUGGCCUGUGGACAACUUAGUUAAAUCAGAGUUAUAUAGACGGCGGCAUACUAUAGCAUAGAUGUCAGGAGAAAGGCUAUGCCUCAUGCUGACUCGGCACUCGUCUGUUCCUUCUCGUGUUCUCGGGUCUCCAAAGUGGGCACACACCGGUUUCACCGCAAUUUCGGAUAGGGCAGGCUGUGCGACGAAGUGUGGAAGGGGGUGCUUCUUUAAAAAAAAAAAAAAUGUUCCACCGACGAUUGCGGCAGUGUGUGUGCGUGUGUGUGUUAGCAAACUGCCGCUGCUACAACGACUUUCACCCGACUCCCUUAAUGCGAUGGCAUUUCGGACUCCUCCUCCCUUCCUGCAAUCCCACGUGAGGACAAAGCGGGGGUCGUGUCGUCAUCCCAGCCUGCUUCAUGUCCCUGAAUCUGUUUCACUCCAGCAAGGAUCCAAGUUUCUUUGUGACUGAGGCAAGCAGAGUCAUUCCUCGAAACCCUAAAAGAAAGAAGGUGGCACGUUUUGUUUCUAGUUUUAUUUUCUCGUAAAAGUUAUUUUCUACAUGUAUGUGAUGUACACGAAGGCAGAUGUGUUAUAUAUGUAUAUGCACGUUUUGUUUAUUGUUUUAUUCUUAUCCGAAAAAAAAGUGACAUUUGGCUCUCUUUGAUGUGUAGGUAAUGAACUUGUCCUGUAUAGUGUUUACUACCCCCUCCCUUUUUUAAGCAUUACUUUUUAAUUGUUCGGUUUUUAUAUAUAUAUAUAAUUGCACAGAAAGCUCGUUUUUAUGUGCGAAGUGGCCGUCGGCACAGCGCCUCAUUUUGCGGAGGUGUACUUUUUAAAUUUUUUUUUACACUUUGCAUGCAGAGGUUUUUUACUAGUCAAGAAAGAGAAGCCCGCCUUUUCCUUUCUCGCAAGGCUACAAGAUGCUCGGCGCUGCGGCGUUUUACUAUUCCUUUUACGAACUUGUGCCGCCAGCCAUGGCAAAUGUUUUUUCAUUAUUAGCCUCACCUGGCAUCUAGGACCACGGAUGUGUUAUGCAAUUGCUCCCACCCUCUUUGUGUUCCCCCUUUUUUUUAACAUGGUGACCAGAGUCGGCAAAGAAGAAAAAAACACAAAUGCACAGUUGUGGUGUAAUAGGUAAUUUGAAAGAAUUGUCUUUCUCUUUUCCCUCAGAUGUGGUUUUAUAAAGUUGCGUGUGCAUUUUGGGCAUGCUUGUUUAUUUGUGCAAAAGUAAUUCUCCUGGUGCCAUGUAUGUACGUGUGCGAGUAUUCUUGCAAGAUUUCAGUGGAGGUACGAGUAGUAGUAGUGGCUGGCUUUUUAUUUUAUUUUUUAAUUUAGGGUCGUCAGAUGCAGUCGGUUUGAGCACAGCAGGUCAGCUGUACGAAAGCUUGUGCAAGAAAAAUAUAUUGUGGUCCACCCAACUGUAGCCCAAAAUUGCAGAAGCCUACACGAGCGUCUUCAAAUGAGUUAAAAAGAGAAAUUUGUCUAAGUCUGGGUAAAGAAUUAUAGCUGACCUGGUGUUUGCAACCUAUGCUUAGUAGAUCGAGGCCAAAAUGGCUGAGGAUAGACAUGGAGCAUGUCCGAUUAGUUUUUUGCUAUUUUUCUGGGGCAAGUCGAAGUGUUCUUUCUGCAAAACUUUUCUAGGUUUUCUGGGUACCUUUGUGCUACAGACAAGUGGAGAAAAAUUUUAGCUUUUGUCAUUUCAGGCAGCAUGCAUAGCUUUGUGGUGAUCAGUACAGUUAACGAAUUGAUGUUAUGCAUUGUGUCUGAAGCAACGAGCAGCCUUGCGCUGUGUACUAAUCCUCAGACCAGGCAUCUUGUUAAGAGUUUUUUAAACCAAAUGCACAUGCCCCAUUUUUAACUCGUGGCAUGACACUGUUUAUGGCAAUCGACAGUUUCAGGACUUGGACAUCGUGAAAAGCAUCUUAUCGUGCUUUCGAUCUUGCGGUACUUGCUUGACAAUGUCAUGGUUUUUUCGUAGAAAGGGAAUGGGACGAACCGAUAUUCAUGCUUGAUUUCUGUUCUGCGAGAUUUUCGUGGGCCAGCGACUGCAUGGUUUGUGUAUAAUAUAAUUUUUUUUAGGUAAUGCAGCCUGUACAUAAUUCACCUGUUUGUUGUGAGAGGAAAGAAAGGAAAAACAAAAUGCAACUGCAACGUUUCACUGUACCAGUGGGUGGUCUGUCAAGUCGUUUUUAUUUUCUGCAUUGUUUCAUUUAUUUGCCUUUAUGAAUUGCUAGAUGAACCUUUCUCUGACUUCUGCAACGUGCACUGCAUGCACGCUUUUGUUGUCGCGUAGUGCGCAUAUCAACCAUGUGUCGCGCGUCUCACCAGGAAUGCAAUUAUAUGCAAAUGUGGGUGUUCUCCCCUCAACAACAAAACGAAUGCACUUAAAGAAAAAAAAAGCGUACAUAGCUUUUCCAUGAAACAUUUCUUUUUAAAUGUCAAUGCAAAGACAGGCUACCCCAUCACUACUACUACUACUAUUACUACUACUACUACUACAACUACAAGAACAAUGCAAAUGGGGGAAAAAAGUCAUCAACCGCCACAGUACAACAACAAAAAAAAUAGCGUGGUCUUUAGCCUUGUGGUUGUUCCCCCUACUUUUGAACUGAGGGGAGCCCGCAGGAGGAGCAAGCAUACGCUGAGAUGUGAACUGCAUCUGUACAAAGUGUUCCAUCCUUCACACUUUUUUUUUGCUCUCCGUCGUUCCUGGUCCCCUUUAUCGAAGAGGAAAAAAAUGAGAGAAUAGGAGAAAAACAAAAGGUGGCAAAGUCGGUGAUCGACUAACACCCGAAACGCCACAGCGGCUUCUUCGGCGAAAGACAUUCUUUUUGUGUGCGUGUGUGUGUAAAUAAAUAAAUGUGCUCGUUCAGA